This is a messenger RNA of Theobroma cacao (cacao), 1095 nucleotides long. Lineage: Eukaryota; Viridiplantae; Streptophyta; Magnoliopsida; Malvales; Malvaceae. The record is from RefSeq and is a predicted model, not a curated record.
UGGGAAUUUGGAAUGCUGUCUCUGCACGCCCUGCGCAAGUCUGUCUUAAUUAGUAACAAGCCCGACAUAAUCCCUUUAUCAGUUACCAACCUUAUCAUUGCUUAACAUAAGCACGAUUUGCGCUGGGCAAAAAAAAUAAAGCACAAUUUGCUUUCAAUGUCACAUAGUUGACUUUCUUUUUUUUAGUUGAAGCUCGACAGACUAUAAAAAGUUCUACAUUUAACCAAAGGUGGUGAUACUACAAUACUCUAUAUAAACCAGGGAACGUGGGAGGUUCAUUUAGCCGUAGAUUAUUCAGAGUAAAGCAAUCCCGUUAUUUCUAAGGAAAUCACCAAUGGACAGAAGUUUGAUAUUGGCCUGGAUUUUGGUCCUCUGCACGGCAACGGCUCCAUCGGGUUGCAGAGGUUAUUACUCCGACAGCGUCCCAUAUGUUCCCCCGGUAGAGAGAGUAACCCAUCUCCACUUCUUUUUACAUGACACUAUGAGCGGCAAAAACCCUUCUGCAGUGAUGGUAGCACGUCCAAACAUGACAACCGCCUUCAACAACACACCGACGCCCUUCGGCAGCGUGUUCGUGACGGAUGAUCCAAUGACCGUUGGUCCACACCUAACAUCAGAGGUCAUUGGAAAUGCUCAAGGCCUCUGGGCAUCGACUGGCCAAGACGUUCCAUCUCUGACAGUGUACAUGGAUUUUGGGUUUACUCAGGGUAAAUUCAAUGGUAGCUCUAUCAGCGUUUUCUCGAGGAAUCCAAUUACACAGACGAAGCGUGAGCUUGCGGUGGUCGGAGGGAGAGGAAAGUUCAGGAUGGCGACAGGGUUUGCAGAGCUUAAGACUUACUUCGUGAAUUUUACGAGUGGUGAUGCCAUUGUGGAGUAUAAAGUGACUGUGAUUCAUCACUAAGAUGACAUUUGCCAGUUGUCUUCCAUGUUUGUCUAGUCAUAGUUUUUGUUUUUUUUUCCUACCAAUAAGGUUGGCUCCAUGAUUGCUAUCAUGAUUUUCAAUUGUUUGGGGUUCAGCCCACUUCAGGAAGAGAUUAUUACCCUUUUAUGAGCUGAUUCGAUCUUUCCUAAUAAAAUUCACUUUGUUGUGAAAAA